AUGCUAAAUACAAGCUUGAUCGUGUCAAGUGGUUCAGCUUUCAGUAAUGUGCUUAAAGCAAAAGAAGAUUUACAUAAAUCUGCUGAACAAUUAGAACGAGAAAAACGAGCUAUACUUUCAGAACGUAUACCAACUUUAAAACUUGAUGGCAAAACAAAACAAGAUCUUAUUGAUACAGCAAAAGAAUUUCAUGAACUUCUCGAACAAUUACAUGGUGCUAUUUAUGAAUUAAGUGAACGAUUUGAACGACAAAAAUAUGAUAUGAUUGAAUUAAGUGAACGUGCUCGUCAAAUUGAAAAAGGAAAAGCUAAAACACGUAAAUCAAAUAUCGUUCAUACUGGUCUUGGUGGUGGUAUUUUUACUGGGGUUAAUGAUAUUACAGCACAAGCACCGCCAAAAGUAUCACUUUUCAGUCGAUACGAACGUGUUACUGAUCGUCGUACGUAUACAGAUCGUCGCGAUGUUUGGUCCGUAGAGAAAAAAUCAUCUGAUUUUGUUGCUGAACGUCCAAAAGCUAAAAUAAAACAAGUUGCACCAUCGCCUGAUGACAAUUCAGUGCGUAAAACUAAAAGUGCUGCUAGAAAACAACAAUCCGAAGAUAAAUCAGAGGAUUUACCACCUCCUCCACCACCUGUUGAAGAAGAACCAGAAGAAGAAGCACCAGCACCCGAAGAACCAGCUCCUGAAGAACCCGCAGCUGAAGAAGAACCUACACCUGCAGAAGAACCACCAGCAGAAGAAGAAGAAUAG
Messenger RNA from Adineta steineri, 750 nucleotides. The record is from the annotation of a GenBank genome assembly. Lineage: Eukaryota; Metazoa; Rotifera; Eurotatoria; Adinetida; Adinetidae.